AUGGCGGACUCCCUCGACGAUAAGACGGCCCUUGAACGGAAAGACCCCGAAACCACCACUGGCGCUGUCAUCGAGAUCCCCAUCAACGCAUCCGGGCAUAAGCAAGAACUCGACCGCAAUUUCAGCUUCCUCGCCAUCUGCGGACUCGCCGUCACAAGCGGCAAUGUCUGGGUGGCACUUGGAGGAAGCGUGACCGUCGCAAUCUAUAACGGCGGUCCUCCAGGCGUGCUCUAUGAAUUCAUCGUUGUAUCCGUCUUCUACUGGCUCGUUGCAGCUUCAAUCGCCGAGCUCGCUUCUGCCAUGCCGUCCUCUGGUGGGGUCUAUCACUGGGCUUCUAUCACGGCCGGGAAAUACGGUCGCGUUUGCGGCUGGUUUGCGGGAUGGUGGAACUUCCUCGCUUGGGUCUUCGCGAUUGCUGCUACUACAGAAAUCAUUGGGGCACAAGCUGUGUCCAUGUACGCGGCUUUCCAUCCGGCAUUCGUGACGCAGAGGUGGCACGUCUUUGUUGCUUACAUCAUUGUCAAUUGGCUGGCUUGUUUCUGUGUGCUUUUUGCCAACUGGAUCCUUCCAUUACUGGAACAGGGAGGCGCUUUCCUCAUCGUGGCCGGCGUUCUGAUCACAAUAAUUGUAUGCGCAUCAAUGCCGCCUAUGCACGCUACCAACGCGUUCGUCUGGAGUGAAUGGACAAAUACGACUGGGUAUUCGAGCAAUGGAUUCGUUUUUUUACUCGGCAUGUUAAACGGUGCCUACUCUGUGGGAACUCCAGAUGUAGUAACUCAUCUCGCGGAGGAGAUUCCCAAGCCAAGCAAGAAUAUCCCCAAAGCUAUCCUCGCCCAAUUCGUCAUCGGCUUUAUCACAGGCUUCACUUAUCUCAUCUCCAUCUUCUACAGCAUAUCCGAUCUCAAUAAAAUCCUCGAUAGCACCUUCCUCUUCCCCCUCGCCUCCAUUUACCAACAAGCGACCGGCUCAGCCGGAGGAACUCUCGGCCUGCUCAUCAUCGCCAUCUUACCCAACCUGAUAUCACUACUAGGCUGCUACCUCACCGCUAGCCGCGUGUUCUGGACCUUAGCACGUGAUAACGCGACUCCCUUUGCUGGCUUGUUCAGCCGAGUCAGCCACAAACACCGCAACCCUUUCAACGCGAUCCUCCUCUGCGCGGUCAUCUCCACCAUCCUAGCUUGCAUCUACCUCGGAUCCCAAGCGGCUUUCAACGCCUUUAUAGAUUCUUUCGUCGUGCUAUCAAGUAUAUCCUACUUAGCAGCCAUCCUCCCGCAUCUGCUAAGCCGACGGUCCGAAGUAGCGCCAGGCUGGUUCUGGAUGAGAGGGCCUACCGGCUUCAUCGUAAACGCUGUCGCUUGCAUGUACAUCAUAGUCUUUGUCGUGAUAUUCUGCUUUCCGUUCUCCAUGCCCGUUUCGGCGCCCACGAUGAAUUACUCCAGCCUUUUGACUGGCGGCACGACGAUAUUUGUAGCGCUGUUUUGGUUUUGGCGGCAGCGGGAGUAUGAGGGACCGAAGUAUGUUGCUCCUGAUGCUGAUAUGUUGGCUGCGGACGCCAUAUAG
Letharia columbiana is the source of this 1560-nucleotide messenger RNA. RefSeq lists its product as uncharacterized. Gene Ontology annotation, biological process: amino acid transport; transmembrane transport. Gene Ontology annotation, molecular function: transmembrane transporter activity. NCBI's taxonomy places the organism in Eukaryota, Fungi, Ascomycota, Lecanoromycetes, Lecanorales, Parmeliaceae. The record is from RefSeq and is a predicted model, not a curated record. Bases 1 to 1560 code for a protein of 519 amino acids. Gene Ontology annotation, cellular component: membrane. The transcript has 2 exons.